AUUUACACAUCUCUAUUGUGAAUUGUCCGUCAUUUUUCGUUCAUUCUUGUGUUUGCAAAAUUAUGUUCGUUAUUCUUGUUUUACGAAGCCAAUUUUCCGAAUUCUUUUGAUGAAAAUAAUCUUUGUCGUAAAAAUAUAACGGGAAAAAGUAAUAAAGCCAUUAUUAUUGAAUUUGUAUAAAAAAAAAAAACUAAAUAAUUGCUGUGGAUACAUGUCGCAUAACCAUUUUGCGCGGGAAAUACAUGUACCCUACGAAUAUUAAAAUAAAUAAAAAAGUGAUACAAAAAUGACUGAUGCCUUGUGCCAUUUGGUGGUGGACGGUAACGAGAUUUUGGAGUUAAAGUUGGUGAUAAUUAUUUUUCAGUAAGAACAACAGACGAUCUUGAGAAUGAUGAAUCUAGCUUCAGUCCAGAUAUGUGCCACCAAGUAUUUGGAGAGAAUGAAAACAUAUUUGGGUACACAGAUUUGCAUAUCAAACUUUAUUACAGUGCAGCCAGUCUACAGACAUAUCUCGGCAUAGAUUAUACAGAUAAGAUUGAGCCCAGUAAGUCAGAGGGUAUGAAAGCUGAUGAUGUUGAGGGUGCUCUAAAGAAGGUGCUAGCUCCUGGAUAUGUAACCAAUUUAGAUCAUUUUGUUUCCGUGUUGAAAAAAGAUGAAUCAUUCACUCCACAUGGCCAACUUCUACAUGCCUUUACGGUCACACCAUAUAAUGGCAGUGACAAAAGAACAUUUGAGAUAUAUUACUGUGAGACAUCCACACCAGGAUUUUUGGAUUACCAUCAGCGCCUACAAACAUUCUUGCUGUGGUAUGUGGAUGCAGCCUCGUUUAUAGAUGUUGAUGAUGAUAUGUGGACCUUCUUCACAGUAUUCGAGAAGUACCAGUCGAGCGAGGGAUGUACGCGCUAUGCGUCGGCGGCGUACGCGACCGUGUACCGAUACUACGCAUACCCGCGGCACUCGCGCCCGCGCAUCUCGCAAGUGCUCACGCUGCCGCCUUUCAGGAAACUUGGACUGUGCGCCGAACUUCUGAAGGCAAUUUACUCUCAUUUUGUAAUAAUACCUGAAGUUGUGGACAUGGCUGUUGAAGAUCCGUCAGACGACUUUCAAAGAAUUAGAGAUUAUGUUGAUGCAAAGAACUGCGAAACUCUGCCGGCGUUUCAACCUUCAAAGUUAUAUCAGGGGUUCUCGAUCGAAAUGGCUAAUCAAGCGCGUAACAAAUUCAAGAUAAACAAGAAACAAGCGAGACGAGUAUAUGAAAUACUUAGACUGAAAAACACUAAUACAUCUGAUAAAACAGCCUACUUGAAUUACAGGCUCGAUGUUAAGAAUAGACUUAAUGCUCCUUUCCAGAAAAAGAAAUUAGAAAUGAAAAAGUUACAAAAAGUGUUGAAGCCUGAAGAGUAUGCCGCCACAAUAAGUGCGACCGGUCCGAGCGAGACGCACGGUCGCCUCGCCAGCCAGUACCACGCGCUAGAGCAGGAGUACCGCCGCGUCAUACACCGGAUGGAACAAUAUUAGGCAACAAGCGUUGGGGUGAGUUCGGAAUAUGGGGCAAUACUAUUUGAAAAUUUCUUCUUUUAAAACUCAUUCUUUGGAAACAAUUGUGAUACUAAAAAUUGCACUUCGGCUGUAUUGCCUGUGCAACGUAAUUCUUGCUACCACUUUGAAUAAAUAAUAUUACCCUGUGAUUCAUACUUACGCCAACGCACUAAAUAGUCAGGGUCAGAGAAUUUUACACAGAAUGGAAACAUAGCAUUAAUUCAUCAUGCAAGGCCUUCCUAUAUUAUAUACUUAUUGUAAACAUCUGAUAGAAAAUGUUUUGCUUACGCUAGUGUCAAACAACAGCAAGAGAAAACACAGUGUAACUACAGAUGUACUCAAUGAUUUUUAGGUAAGGAGUCUGUGUUUUAUGCUUAUCAUUCGAGUUUAUUUUUACAUUAUAAAAAGUACUUUACCCAACUGUGUGAAAACGAUGGCAUUGAGAAGUCUUUAGAGUCAGCGGAUUAGGCAAGAAUAUGGGUGUUUCAUAAAAAAAAGACCUCACCUUUUGUAAUUUCAAGGACUGACCUCAGUGUUAUAUAAUUUUCAAUAUUAUAACAACAGAAGUUGUUAUAAUACUUGGCUGCUCAACAAGUAUUGUUUAAUCAAACAAUACUUGUUGAGCAGUAGUUUCAAUCAAUUUUAUAACCAAUGUUAAGUACUAUUUUUGUUUUAAAGUCCCACUGUCGAAAAAAUGCGGGAAAAGUAAUUGUUAAAAAUGAUCUCACAUAGCUCAAAAUCAGACAUAAUAUUAUGUUCAAAAUGCCAAUGUGUGUAAUGGGAAUUAAUUUCAGUGAUAUAAUUUGAAAUGUCGAAAGUUGGUUUUAUUCAUUUUUUUUUUAUAUUCAAUUAAUAACGUAAAAUGUAAUGUUACCUUAAAGGGAGAUUAUAUUUUGGAGUGCCUUAAAAAUUGUUUACAGCCACAUCAAUUGGGACUGUUUCAAUUACUUUUUAUCAAUAAGAAAAAAAAAUAUAGAGGUCUGUGCAGAUCUUGUGAAUUCGAUUUAUAAUAACUUACCAUGUCAACUUAAUUUUAAUAUUCGAAUGAUUUGAGUGUUUGAUUAAUAAUUGUUUUCGUUAUGGUUGUAAGAAUGGAUGUCAUUUUUAUAAUAAAACUGCAUUGAAAUGAAA
Manduca sexta (tobacco hornworm) is the source of this 2670-nucleotide messenger RNA. RefSeq names its product histone acetyltransferase type B catalytic subunit (gene Hat1). Gene Ontology annotation, biological process: subtelomeric heterochromatin formation. The record is from RefSeq and is a predicted model, not a curated record. The transcript has 8 exons. NCBI's taxonomy places the organism in Eukaryota, Metazoa, Arthropoda, Insecta, Lepidoptera, Sphingidae. Gene Ontology annotation, molecular function: histone H4 acetyltransferase activity; histone binding. Gene Ontology annotation, cellular component: nucleus. Bases 415 to 1518 code for a protein of 367 amino acids.